UUCGGUCACCCGCCAAUUGGGGACCUCGUUGUGGUGAGGAGGAGCAGAGUUGUUAGCAACAUCAUGGCGGCGUCUGCUCGAUCUCAGGUGAUCUCUCUGUACAGAAACAUGCUGAAAGAGAGUCAGAAGUUCCCGUCCUACAACUACAGGACCUACGCACUGCGGCGUGUGCGCGAUGCCUUCAGGGACAACAGGAACGUGGAGGAUCCAAAGAUUGUGGACACGCUGAUGGAGGAGGGACGGCAGACGCUGGCGCUCAUACAGAGACAGGUCUCCAUCGGGAAGAUGUACGCCGCUCAGAAGAUCGUGGUGGAGUAACCAAACACUGCCCUGACACCUUCAUCCCCACCGCCGCCAUCAUCAUCACCACCUCCUCCCUCUUCAGCCCUGAUCCCCCGUCACCAGGUGGAGGGAGAGGUGCAUUCUGGGAGAUGUAGGACAGUUUAGCUUCAGUUCUCGGGGGAUGCGACGCUCUGGUGUGUCGGUGGUAGAGAUUGGAUUCAUCCCUCGCUCUUUAUCUGUAUUUGUCUUCUUACGCACAAUCCAUCACAUCCGGGAGUCGAAGCGGAGCACCCGCCGCCGAGGCCGCUCCGACGCCGAGCCCAAGACCUAGCAUAGAGCGAGUUUACGUGAAAUUAAAGCUGCUCUGUCGCUUUAAAUCAGGUUGCUUGUGAUGAAGAAGCAGCUGCUGGUUGGAUUUCCUUGAUGUUUUACCUCUUAACAGGAAGUCUGUCAAACUGAUGAUUAAACUGCCCAAUGGGA
Messenger RNA from Salarias fasciatus (jewelled blenny), 762 nucleotides. RefSeq names its product LYR motif containing 4 (gene lyrm4b). Bases 64 to 318 code for a protein of 84 amino acids. Gene Ontology annotation, biological process: iron-sulfur cluster assembly. Gene Ontology annotation, cellular component: L-cysteine desulfurase complex; mitochondrion. The record is from RefSeq and is a predicted model, not a curated record. Lineage: Eukaryota; Metazoa; Chordata; Actinopteri; Blenniiformes; Blenniidae. The transcript is spliced from 3 exons.